ACCCAAAGUCUUCAUUCCACCGUUCAACUCAACACAUUAACUCCGAAGAACUCCCGCAGGCUCUCAUAAUCUGCUGGCGACGCGACAAUAACGUUUCACCCAAACUCUUCAAUCCACCGUUCGAUUUCCCACACCUAACCAUCUAAUCCAUACGAUCCUUCAAUUUCACUUCUGGAAUUCUUUUCCUCUUCAAAUCUGAACCAUCUUCCCAAAUUCUGCUUCCUCCUCUGCCAGAGCUGGAAGAAGACGACUGGCUAGGAUCCGUCUUUUUCCGUCAUGGGUCCUGAACCGGCAAAGCCAACUCCGACGGCAGAUCAGGAAGAAGACUCAUCUAAUCCCUCCACCGCUCUGCUCUCUUUCGACACCGAUGCAUAUUCUUCAAACCCAACUCAUAAAACCAGCAUUCUCUUCAUUUCUCUCACUCUCAUUACUUGUAUCGCGCUCUCCGCCGCUUUCGCCUUCGCCUUCCUCUUCUUCUCCGCCACUUCCGGCAUCAAUUCCACUGCCCGUGCUCUCUCAAAGCUGAAACGUCCCGUGGUUCUAUUGAUCUCCUCCGAUGGGUUUCGAUUUGGGUAUCAAUUCAAAACCGCAACCCCUAACAUUGACCGUCUGAUCGCGAAUGGGACCGAAGCCGAGAGGGGUUUGAUUCCUGUUUUUCCGACUUUAACAUUUCCCAAUCAUUACUCCAUCGUCACUGGCCUUUAUCCAGCUCAUCACGGCAUAAUCAACAACUAUUUUCUCGAUCCGGUGACUGGAGAUGCCUUCACCAUGGCUAAUCACGACCCUAAGUGGUGGCUUGGCGAGCCGCUGUGGGAGACGGUGACCAAUCAAGGGCUCAGAGCGGCAACGGUCUUUUGGGUCGGCGCUGAGGUAAACAAAGGUUCAUGGUCUUGCCCUGUUGAUUUAUGUCAUCAUUAUAAUGAAUCGGUUCCAUUUGAGGAAAGAGUAGAUAUGAUUUUGCACUAUUUCGACUUGCCUAGUGAGGAGAUUCCUGUGUUUAUGACUCUGUAUUUUGAGGACCCGGAUCAUCAGGGUCACAAGGUUGGGCCUGAUGAUCCACAAAUCACUGAUGCUGUAGCUAGAAUUGAUUUAAUGCUUGGGAAACUCAUUUCUGGCUUGGAAAAAAGAGGGGUUUAUGAGGAUGUUAAUAUAAUCUUAGUGGGUGAUCAUGGAAUGGUUGGGACUUGUGAUAAGAAGUUGAUUUUUCUCGAAGAUUUAGCUCCAUGGAUUGUGAUUCCAGAGAGUUGGGUUCAAUCAAGAACUCCUCUACUGGCAAUUCGUCCACCUCCUGAUCUUUCACCUUCUAAGGUUGUUUCGAAAAUGAAUGAGGCUUUGCAAUCUGGGAAUGUUAAGAAUGGGAAGCGUUUGAAAAUAUAUGUCAAGGAAGAGCUUCCAUCUCGGCUUCAUUACAGCGCAAGCGAUCGAAUUCCACCUGUGAUUGGGUUGCUUGAUGAAGGAUUCAAGGUGGAGAUGAAAAAUAGUAAGAGGGAGGAGUGUGGAGGAGCUCAUGGAUAUGAUAAUGCAAUCUUCUCCAUGAGAACCAUCUUCAUUGGCCAUGGUCCACAGUUUGCAAGGGGGAGAAAAGUCCCAUCUUUUGAAAAUGUUCAGAUAUAUAACUUGGUUACUUCAAUUCUCAACAUUAAACCUGCACCUAACAAUGGUUCUGCAUCAUUUCCUCAAUCAAUUCUCUUGCCUUCUUCAUAGAAUCCUAAUACAUUCUCUUCAUAUUUACGAGCUGCCUGUCGCAAGCAGAGUACCACGACGAUUAGGUGUACAAUAUUGUUUCUUUUACUUGGACAACGCUGUGGGGAAUGUUCAAGAAUUCGACCAUGAUGUACAUUGCGGAAAAACAAUGCUUAUUUUUGUCUUGGAUGGAUGGCUUGCGAUCAUUUCUUAUCGUGAGUGUGAAUCCAUCAGUUAGCAGCGGUUUAUAACACUAGUUUAUACAGUUCUGUAUGGUAAUUCUGUGAGAUUCCAUUGUGGUUCGGCAGAAUGACAGAGCUUGUAAUUUUUUAACUUUUAGCUCAUGUUCUUAUGUUGUUGUUCUUCAUCUGCAGAGGUAUCAUAUUCAAAGACUCUGAUAAGUUGAUAGAUAUCUAAAACAAAUUCCUAUAUCAGUUUCCUGUUUCUAGUUUGGUAGUUUGUUGUCUUGUCCUCUUGAAUUCCAUCUUUUAUUUCUUU
This is a messenger RNA of Benincasa hispida (wax gourd), 2181 nucleotides long. Its product is annotated as nucleotide pyrophosphatase/phosphodiesterase 1-like. Gene Ontology annotation, cellular component: vacuole. NCBI's taxonomy places the organism in Eukaryota, Viridiplantae, Streptophyta, Magnoliopsida, Cucurbitales, Cucurbitaceae. The record is from RefSeq and is a predicted model, not a curated record.